Cylicocyclus nassatus is the source of this 935-nucleotide messenger RNA. The record is from the annotation of a GenBank genome assembly. NCBI's taxonomy places the organism in Eukaryota, Metazoa, Nematoda, Chromadorea, Rhabditida, Strongylidae.
CUUUCAGUCUGUUAUAUUUGCGCUGAGUUAUUGGAAAAUCGCCAUCUUUAGAAGGAGUGGCCUACAGUCAUCACUGUCCUAUUCUAUGGUGCAGAAUCGAAAAUAAUCGAUGCCCCAACGAAUCACAUAUUGGUAUUCACUAUACGAGAAGCUUGAUAGAAAAUUUACGACGUUCUCACUUAAUAUAGCAGCGUUUAUCGAAGUCAGAUCGUUGUUGAACGUGCCUGAAAAACAGUGGCGAGUAUUUUCUGUGCUUGCAUAUAUUCACGUACUACUAUCCGUUUGUCUAUGUGUUCUAGGCAUUUCAUGCUUUUGUAUUGGCAUGGUUAAUUCUAUACUCUAUGAUCGAGUCAGCUGCAGCAACGGUGUGAAUCUUUUUGUACCGUUCAUUAAUGUGGUUUCAUCAUUUGCUGGGCUUGUUGCCGUUAGAGCACUACACAUGAAUUGGCCUCCAUUCGUACAUGUGGUCACUCUGGUCACAGCUAUGUUUUCGCUUUGCGUGGUCUUUAGUGUAUCGUGUUUGGAGGCGGAGGAUUGGUACAGGCACGCAGUCAGCACUCCGGAACCCAUACCGGAUGGAGUGAAGUAUAAGAACUGGGCAAAAGUCUUUGCGGAUAUCGAUGUCGCUGUGGUGUUUAUAGCAAUAGCAAAUUUUUCUGUCGCUUUCUGUGAACUUGCAAUCUAUGCAAUGUAUUGGUUUCCGCGACCGGGUCGUUCGUAAAACCACAUGCUCUUUGUGAUCUCGUUUUGGAGUAACGGGUACUUGUACGGGAAAGAAGAAGCCGUUAUCAUUUUUGCUCUGAUGUCCUACGUUAUGUAAGACAUAUAUCGUUGAUUCGUUGACCGCACGGACCGCUUCAACGCUGCGGACCACGCGCGGCGCGGCUAAGAUGUUGCGGGAGCUUGAUUUGUACAAUGGCAAAUUUGUACUGGGG